Aplysia californica (California sea hare) is the source of this 3158-nucleotide messenger RNA. Its product is annotated as transmembrane anterior posterior transformation protein 1 homolog. Gene Ontology annotation, biological process: maintenance of protein localization in endoplasmic reticulum; positive regulation of cilium assembly. Gene Ontology annotation, cellular component: endoplasmic reticulum membrane; ciliary basal body. The coding region runs from base 131 to 2494 and encodes 787 amino acids. NCBI's taxonomy places the organism in Eukaryota, Metazoa, Mollusca, Gastropoda, Aplysiida, Aplysiidae. The transcript is spliced from 13 exons. The record is from RefSeq and is a predicted model, not a curated record.
ACUACGGACGCAGGCAAACUUUGAGAGCAAACAAACAGCUGACUGAUGACUCCAACACUGUUUGACUCUUACUUCGUGUCCACUUGCUCAGAGCUGGCUUCCUGUACUUGUCAUUGGAUUGACAAUAGAAAUGGAUACUUUUUUAAUCAAUCGAAAUUCCCCGCUUCGAUCUGGUGCUCCUCCAAGACUGCGGCACAGGUCUCGCACAUCUGAAUCAGAAUCAUCACCUUUACAUUUGAAUGGAGAGGGGAUUUCAUCAAGCUCUGAAAAAGAUGACCCAAUGGAAAGUAGGAAUGAAAAUAUUACUGAAGAACCUGAAGAUGUGGACGAGCCUUUGGCACAGCUGCAAAGUAAAUCUAUGUUGAGCUACUUCAUGUCAGAACUGACAAAGGGCUACAAAAUGGAAGCAGAUGCCUCUGAGUUUGUCGAAAGAAGAGAUCGGGUAUACACAUCUGUUAACACCCCCAAAAAUCUGGAGAAGUUUUGUGCUUUCGGGUUCCUGCAGUGCAUGGAUGCCAUACUGUACAUGGUGACGUUUCUUCCUCUCAGGAUACUUGUGGCCAUUUUGCGAGUCCUUGUGUACCCCUUCAUUGUGUUAUUCAAAGGGAGAUCACGAGCUUUGGAUGCAGCACAGGUUUGUGAUCUCCUGAAAGGUGUCAUCCUGGUGGUCAGUUGUUUUGUGACCAGCUAUAUGGACAUGUCCAUGAUCUACCACAUCGUGAGGGGCCAGUCCAUCAUCAAGUUCUACGUCUUCUACAACAUGCUGGAUGUAAUGGACAAGCUGAUCUCUGGCUUUGGACAGGAUGUCCUGGACAGUCUCUACUGGACAGCUGUUGAGCCAAGAGGUCGCAAGAGAGAACAUUUUGGCACUCUGUUUCAUCUCAUCUUUGCCAUUGUAUAUGUUGUUGUUCACACAGUAAUGAUCCUGAUGCAAGCAAUUAUCCUGAAUGUUGCCUUCAACUCACACAAUAAAAACCUCCUGACCAUCAUGAUGUCCAAUAACUUUGUGGAGAUCAAGGGCAACUUGUUCAAGCGACUGGACAAGAACAACCUGUGUCAAAUCACAUAUGGCGACGUGAAGGAGAGGUUCCACUAUCUGGUGCUCUUGCUCUUUGUCUUCAUCAGGAACAUGAAAGAACUCCAGUGGAACUGGGAUCUUGCCUUCCCUAUAAUUCAAGACGUUGCUGUUGUUCUGCUUGUGGAAAUGAUUGUUGACUGGAUCAAGCACGCCUUCAUUACCAAAUUUAAUGAGCUGUCUGCCAGUUCUUAUGGUGAUUUUGCCUUAGGUCUGGCUCAAGAUAUUGCCUCUAGUCAGCAGAAACAUGCAUUUACCAACUUCAAUGAUCAAGUGUGCCGAAGAAUGGGUUUCACUCCGAUUCCUCUGAUUUGCUUGUUGUUCAUGGUGUGCACCAAGUCUUUCAACAUCAGCGGCCCUCUGCCCUGGCUUCUGGUUUUCGUCUUUUACUUAUGUUUGAUAUCAACGAAAGUUCUCAACAGCAUUGUACUGCUGGGCUGGGCUCAGCGUCUUAUUACUGAGAGGGAUAAAAAUGCCAAAGCUACGGGAACAGUUGUUGACUCACAGGUUGUUUCCAAGAAAGAAGACAAAGGAUCCGCCCCGAAAGUGAAGGCUGAAGUGCAGCCCAGAGCAUCAGACGCGAUGAACAAUCAAAGUCGGCCAUUUCCUGUUUCUUCCAGCGUUGCUGUGAAUACUGAAACCUCUUUCAGUGCAGACCCACCAAUACCGGGUCAAACGUCUCCAGCUUUCUCAGGCAGUUCAUCUUCUCCUCACCAUUUUGAUGAUGACAGUGGUCUUACCAGCAACGGAGCAACCCCGUACCAUGUGCAGAACAUCUCUGAUGCUGUUCCCGACGAGUUCUCACCAGAGUUACCUCUGACUCGAGAAUCUACUCCAGUCAAGUCUUACUCGCUGCAAGCUGUCCAAGAAAGUUCCACCCCCAAGGGUUCUAAGUCGUCAGUGCUAAUGGAUUUUCAACGGGAUUUCUUUUCUCCAGAUCUAGAGCUCUCGGCAGAUAAUAAGAAAUCCUCAUUCGAGUCAGAGUCAUCUCACAGUACGCAUCCACUUUCUGUUGAGUCUUUUUCACCAGUUUCACCAAAAAGCCUUGAAGACAAUCUAACGUCGCAGGACAAAAUACUCCCUUCUUCACAGAAUUCAUCACCUUUUUUGCAAGGGAACUUUCCUGUGACAAAAAAUGUUUUAAAUCCUGACGAAAGAUUAACAUGUGGUUACAAUGGUGAUUUUCAAGUCCCAUACACUGGUUGGUCAGAGGAAAGUAAUCUGCAACCUGACAGUGACAGUCCUAGCAGUGAGACAGCAGCCUCUCCUUGUAAUGUUUUAUCUGUCAGUGAUAGCCCUUCUAGUUCCCUCCCUUGUUCACCGUCAAAGCAGCACCAGAAUGAAGGGGACAUGCCCUCUUCUGUUUUAGAAAACGCUGAUGAUAAAAAACAGAUUUCAAGGGGCAAAUCAUUUGAUUAGCAAUAUUUGUGUCUUGAUGAAAAUCAUCAGGGUGCAAUCUGAUAUUCACCGUUCGAUAAUUUUUUUAGACUUUAGUCAGUGAUAGCCCUUCUAGUUCCCUCCCUUGUUCACCGUCAAAGCAGCACCAGAAUGAAGGGGACAUGCCCUCUUCUGUUUUAGAAAACGCUGAUGAUAAAAAACAGAUUUCAAGGGGCAAAUCAUUUGAUUAGCAAUAUUUGUGUCUUGAUGAAAAUCAUCAGGGUGCAAUCUGAUAUUCACCGUUCGAUAAUUUUUUUAGACUUUAGUUUGCAUAUAUAUAUAGAGAUAGAGAUUUCUGAUUGGCUACUCUUAAAGUGUUCAUUUGUAGUUGUCCCCCCCCCCCCCCAGAUGUAAGGUUAGAAUAAUUUAAAAGUUACACCCUUAGCUAACCAGUUCAUUCCAGUUCAGUUUACAUUCUGUCUCCUAGGGGCGUACGGUGUUGCAGUAGUUUAGGCACAUUGUGCUAGCUGUCACAUAUUCCAUUUGUUCUGAUUGCCAAGUAACCUUUUGUAACUUGGUGUUUUAGAAAAAGGAGAAUUUUAGUUUAGAUUGAGUUUGAUCUGUGUACUUAUAUUUUUUAUUCCUGAUGGGAAGAGUGAAGCAGUGGUCUGCGAGAUUCUGUGGCUGGAUGAUAUGGUUUUAUACU